AUGGCACGCCUUAAACUAAAAAUAGUACAUAAAUCAAUUGGCGGUAAAGGCAAAAAGCUUAUACCUGGAAAAGCAGCAAGAAAAACGGCCCCAGUAAAGAGUCGACCUGGAAAAGCAGCAAGAAAAACGGCCCCAGUAAAGAGUCGACCUGGAAAAGCAGCAAGAAAAACGGCCCCAGUAAAGAGUGGAGUGAGGAUACCACACAGAUACCGUUCAGGAACUGCUGCUCUUAACGAAAUCAAACGAUACCAAAAAUCUACUGAAUUGCUCAUAAAAAAACUGCCAUUUCAGCGUUUGGUGCGAGAAACUGCGCAAAAAUAUAGACCAGAUCUGAGAUUUCAGACUGCCGCUAUCGGUGCUCUUCAGGAAGCCUCUGAAGCUUUUUUAGUACGAUUAUUAGAAGAUACCAAUUUAUGUGCCAUGCAUGCCAGACGCGUGACUAUCAUGACCAAGGAUAUACAGCUUGCUCUUAGGAUCCGAGGGGAAAGACUAUAG
Harmonia axyridis is the source of this 495-nucleotide messenger RNA. Its product is annotated as histone H3.3 type 1-like. Gene Ontology annotation, cellular component: nucleosome. The coding region runs from base 1 to 495 and encodes 164 amino acids. The transcript has 2 exons. Lineage: Eukaryota; Metazoa; Arthropoda; Insecta; Coleoptera; Coccinellidae. Gene Ontology annotation, molecular function: protein heterodimerization activity; structural constituent of chromatin; DNA binding. The record is from RefSeq and is a predicted model, not a curated record.